CGUUAAUCAGCCGCCGCGCUCAGUGGAUGUUUCUUUAUACAAGCAAUAAUCUCGGCUCAUCUCUUAGGUUGUGAAACAGAGAAUAGAAGUUCAGUGAAACUGAUAACCGUAGAAGAACCAAGUGUGAUAAGAGUCUGAAGGGGAACAGUAUGAUUCCUCUUAAGUUUGCAGCCGGAGUGCUGGUGCUAGUACUUGCCACGGUGCACCAAAGUCUGGCCUGCAGUAAAGUUCCUGUUUUCAGUGGUCGUCCAGUGACGAAGGCCAAACGGACAGGCGACAACGGAUAUCGGCUGGCGGUGCGGAACGAUCCGGCUGGCUAUGAACCGGGAAAAAUCUAUAACCUAUUCCUGGUCGGUUCCCGCACGCACGUCAAGCUGCAGCAAUUUACUCACUUCAUGCUCACCGCUCAGGCCAGCAGUGGCACGGCCAAAAACUCGCGCACCUUCAUCGCAGGUCCCAAGCGAGUCGGACGCUUUCAACUGUUUAGCGAUUCUUUGACAAAGUUCUACGAUCAUUGCGUGAACACCGUAACACAGGCGGACGAUUUCCCUAAAACGGAAAUCCAGGUAAUGUGGGUAGCCCCGGCUAGCGGUUCCGGUUGCGUCAGCUUGUCGGCCAUGGUUUUCGAGGGAGAAGAUUCUUGGUACUCAGACGACGGUGCACUGACUAAGGUCCUGUGCGAAAUGAAACCGGAUCCAACUGUGAUGAAAGGGGAAUGCUGUGCCUGCGAUGAGGCUAAGUACAAUUUCGUAUUCGAGGGCAUCUGGUCCAACGAAACACACCCAAAGGACUUCCCGUUCGCGGUUUGGCUAACUCAUUUCUCCGAUAUCAUUGGAGCAUCCCACGAUACAAACUUCUCGUUUUGGGGUGAAAACCACAUCGCAACUGAUGGCUUCCGAGCACUUGCGGAAUGGGGUUCGGUUCGUCAGCUAGAACAGGAACUGCGCGCCAAAGGCCCUCGACUCAGAACACUAAUAAAAGCCGCAGGGUUGUGGUAUCCAAGAGUGAACUCAAAUACAACUUCGAACUUCCGUGUGGAUCGCAAGCAUCAUAAAGUAUCGUUGGCUUCCAUGUUCGGGCCAUCCCCGGAUUGGGUCGUCGGUGUCAGCGGACUUGAUCUUUGUAGCGAAGAUUGUACUUGGGUGGAGUCAGUGGAUGUUGAUUUGUAUCCAUGGGAUGCUGGAACUGAUAACGGUAUCAGUUAUAUGUCGGCAAAUGCCGAAACGCAACCCAGAGAACGGAUGCAUCGUAUUACCACCCUUUAUCCGGAAGAUCCACGUGCUCCAUUCUACAAUCCAAGAUCUAAGGAGAUGGUCCCACUGGCGAAGGUUUACUUCCGGAGGGAGAAGGUGAUUCAUCGGAACUGUGAUGAUGAGUUUCUUCAAGCACAAGUUCUGGAACUGGCUGAAAACACGGAAGAGGUUACAAGGGUUGAAUGCGAGACCACGAGUUACAGCGAUUGGACACCGUGUUCGGUUAGUUGCGGUAAGGGAAUACGCAUGAGAACAAGGGAGUAUUUGCAGCCAGAGAAGGCUGCUCGUUUUCAGUGCAACAGGCAGCUGAUAUCGAAGGAAAUGUGUGUAGCAGAUGUAGCCGAAUGUUCAGAUGAAGGUCAAGAAACGGACGAUAGUUCUGAAAACAUCGGGAAAACGGCGGCAAGCGUGAAUGAAGAAGGCGAAGGGAUCGGUAUUUGCAAAACAACCAGAUGGAGCGAAUGGUCCGAGUGCUCAGCGAGCUGUGGAAUUGGUGUGUCCAUGCGAACCAGAACAUUCAUCGAUUACAUGGGAAGAAAGAAAUGUCCGCACAUAAGUGUUGUCGAAAAAGAAAAAUGUAUGCAACCGGAAUGUUCACUAACAGAUGUGGAAGUACCGGAUCCAAUGUGUCCAGUGACGUCCUGGAGCGAUUGGAGUCCAUGUAGUGCGACUUGUGGUAGAGGGGUAAAGAUCCGAACUCGUCUGCUGCUGGUUGUUCCAGAGUUGCAACAGAAAUGUUCGCAACGAAUUGAGCUGAACCAGCAACGGGCUUGCACCGAAAAGGCAGACUGCCUGUUUGAUGUAUUCACAGCAAGAGAAAUCUGUUCCCAAACACCGGAGGUUGGUCCCUGCAGAGGAAAGUAUCAACGUUUUGCCUAUGACGGAGGAAGAGAGCUUUGUGUGCCUUUUAUGUACGGAGGCUGUCGGGGUAAUCGAAACAACUUUUUAACCAACGAAGACUGCAUGCAAACCUGCCAUCUUACCAAAAAUCCUAGUGACAACCGCGAGCUUCACAGACAGCCGGUAGUAGAUGUUUCAAGGCCCUCCCAACAGCAGGAAGUAGAUUUACCAGUGGAUUGUGUGUUAUCAGAUUGGACAGAGUGGAGCUCCUGCAGUGUGACCUGUGGAACAGGUCGUUCUGAAAGGUAUCGAAAUGUGCUUGUUCAGGCUAGUAACGGAGGACAACCUUGCCCUAGCAGAAUCAUUAAGCGACGAAAGUGCACUGGGCCUCCUUGUAUUUGAGGUGUGGCUUGCGCCAACAUUACUCUUAUGUGCAGUUUAGAAAAAAGAAUUAGAGGAUUUUCGUUAAGCAUGUCCUACCAAUAGCAAAAUUGAAUAUAUUUGAUACGAAUUGUUGACGUUCUAUUUUCGGAAAACAGUGUUUUUGCUAGAAAAAAUAUUUAUCUAAUAGUGAGUUCAAUACUCAACUCCUGAUAUCAGUUGGAUAAAAAAAUUGGGCUCAUUCGAUCCUACUUGGGAGCGUUUCGGGACGACUAACAUUAACCCUGGAAAGAUUAUCUGCGUCAAUUUGAUUCUUCGCAUUCAGCAAUAUUGUCCACUUUUUAUGCCAAUAGUGCAUCAUUUUUUCUCGUUUUUUUUUCUUAAUAAAUAAAAAAAUAUAAAAACCCAAA
Wyeomyia smithii (pitcher-plant mosquito) is the source of this 2884-nucleotide messenger RNA. RefSeq names its product spondin-1 (gene fat-spondin). The transcript is spliced from 5 exons. Gene Ontology annotation, molecular function: serine-type endopeptidase inhibitor activity. Gene Ontology annotation, biological process: cell adhesion. Lineage: Eukaryota; Metazoa; Arthropoda; Insecta; Diptera; Culicidae. The coding region runs from base 150 to 2495 and encodes 781 amino acids. The record is from RefSeq and is a predicted model, not a curated record. Gene Ontology annotation, cellular component: extracellular matrix.